Messenger RNA from Closterium sp. NIES-67, 1942 nucleotides. The record is from the annotation of a GenBank genome assembly. NCBI's taxonomy places the organism in Eukaryota, Viridiplantae, Streptophyta, Zygnematophyceae, Desmidiales, Closteriaceae.
GAGUGGGGGAAGGCAAGCCGCCCAUCUCUCCAACAGGGAGUGGGAAAAAGUCUCCCAAGGGGAAGGGCGGAGGGGAUGGUACAGAUACGCAUAUGGAGGAUGCUCAUACGGAGGAUGUGGGGGGGAAGAGUCCUUUGAGACAAGGCACAAGAUCGUCCACUGCGUCCGCUUGGGCGUCUGUAGAAGCAGCAGUGACAUCAGGCGCUCUCACCGACGGCAGAAAGAACACAUCUGCUGCUGCUGGUGCCCUUUCCCGUGCCACCACGCCCUCACUCCCCACCCGAAACAGCCACAGCGCACGCAACCCCACCACCACCGCCAUCAACCCCAGUAACACCACAAAAAGCCACGCCAUCGAGGGCGCUCGCUCCCGCAGCUGGGCGGGCGUAGGCCCGUACAGAAAGGACGUGAUCAGAUACGUCACUCUAGACGCCUCUGCAGGUAAGCUUGCUGCCAGCAAAAGCGCCAAGUACCUCUCCUCAAGGCGGUCGGCCGUGGCUUUGUGGCACAAAGCACAGAAGCUCGCUGGGCCCGUGGGGACGGUAGCUGCUACUGCUGUUAUGCCUGCUGACCCUGUGGCGUUUGCCGUCUCGGCCUUAGCCGGCCGGCCAAUCACACCGUCUUAUGCUGCUGCUGGUGCUGGUGGCGGUGGUGCUGCUGGUGCCGCUGGUGCUGCUGGUGGUCCCUCCUCUGGUACAUCCCGGCCGCAGCAGCUGCAGGUGCCUCCUAGGCCAGGGUUUGCAGGGGACGGGAGAACCCACAGGAGCCCCCUGGGAAAGAGCCUGGGCGGGCUGCUGGCAGGUAGAUCUGGGGCAGGUGAUUCUGGCGGUCAGGGGGAGGGUAGAGAGGGGGGUGGUGGGGCAGGUGGGGCGGGCGGGGCAGAGGGAGUGAAGAAGAUGCACAGGCGGACGGGGUCGUUCGGGUUGGGAAGGAAAGGCAGCAAGAAACACACGGCGCUUCCAGCCGCUGCUGCCGCAGCCGCUGCAUCCGCUGCAUCCGCACCACCGUGCCAAAGCACUGCAGCAGAGCCGCAGCAGCAGCAGCAGCAGCAGCACGUGACGGAUACCAUAAUGACUGACCAGCCUGGGGCUGCUAGCAGGGAGGGCGGCAGCGCAGCAGCAGCAGCACAUGAGGCAGCAGAAGCAGCGGCGGCAGCAGCAGCAGCGGCAGCAGAGGAGGCGGGGGCCAUAGUUCCCCCGCAGCCGUCGGCGUUCUAUUUGCUCCCGGAGUCAGCGGGCGUGGCGGUGCCGUAUGUGAAGAGGGAGGAGCAGGAGCGCAUGACGACCUUCUGCGUGCUGGCGAUCGUGCUUAAACUGAGGGAUGACUUUAUCGAUGGGGCCCAAGGACUGGAUGAUGUGGUGGAUUUCUUCAAUGCAGCAGCAGGGUCGUGGGAUGUGAAGAAGCUCUGCAAACGAGCCGUGGACCUCCACAGGCAAUACCUUGUGCUGAAAUUGGCAGCGCAUGAGUGGGGCCGGGUCCUCUGACUGCAUGUGCGCUUCGACUCAGAUGCUCUUUAUCGAGGCCAACAGGCCCUUCAACUCAAUUAUGGAGGCCAACAGCCUGUUACAAUUCGAUUAUGGAGGCCAUUCAACUCGUCUGCGUCACUAGCUCAACAAGGGUGCACUGUAGCGCUGUGAAUCUACUUUUUGAGAUGCCUAAAAAGAAGGCCGGAGCAGGAAACCAGAGUAUCUGUAUGGCUCAGCGUUGAAACCUGGUUGCGUAGAGUAGACUCAUGUAUGCUUAGAAAGAACAAUUACCUGGUCUUGCAGGCAUUUGAAGGCCCGGUCUUAGGCUAGGCCUGGUCGGCGAGGCUCCAGCCGAAGGGCAAGCCAAAGGUGUUGAAAUUCACACGGUUUUGUCUGGAUGGGUUGUGUGUGAGUAAGGCCCUUGGUUGAACAGAAUUAUUCUGUGGUUGUCCUAUAUUGGGUUGGUUCGCCGUGCC